Messenger RNA from Lodderomyces parapsilosis, 1056 nucleotides. RefSeq names its product putative GTPase. Gene Ontology annotation, molecular function: GTPase activity. Bases 1 to 1056 code for a protein of 351 amino acids. Gene Ontology annotation, cellular component: cytoplasm. The transcript has a single exon. NCBI's taxonomy places the organism in Eukaryota, Fungi, Ascomycota, Pichiomycetes, Serinales, Debaryomycetaceae. The record is from RefSeq and is a predicted model, not a curated record.
AUGUACGGUCAAGUUGUUAUUGGUCCACCAGGUGCGGGUAAAUCCACAUAUUGUCAUGGAAUGUAUCAAUUUUUGUCUGCAAUUGGAAGAAAACUGAGCAUCAUUAACUUGGAUCCUGCUAAUGAUAGACUUCCUUACCCAUGCGAUUUAGACAUUAGAGACUACAUAGAGUUGGAAGAUGUCAUGAAUGAACUAAACUUGGGACCCAAUGGUGGAUUGAUGUUUGCUAUGGAACUGUUGAUUGCUAAUGGUAUUGAUUUAUUUCUUGCUAAAGUUAAGAAACUCAUUGAUGAAAAAAGCUAUCUAUUAUUUGAUUGUCCUGGUCAAAUUGAACUCUUCACUCAUCAUAGUGCAUUACACAAGAUAUUCACCACAUUAACUAAAGAAACAAAGAUUAGAUUAUGUGUUGUAUCGUUGGUUGACUCCAUAUAUUUAACUAGCCCAUCACAGUAUAUUUCCAUUUUGUUACUAAGCCUACGAUCAAUGUUACAACUAGAACUUCCUCAAGUUAAUGUUAUCAGUAAGAUUGACUUGCUAAAAGGGUAUGGGCCAUUGCCAUUUAGAUUGGACUACUAUACAGAAGUACAAGAUUUGCAUUACUUGACACCUCAUUUGGAAAAAGAGUCAAACUCAAUCUUGGGUAAGAAAUAUGUACGCCUCACUGAAUUAAUUGGUGAAUUGGUUGAGGAGUUUCAUUUGGUGGCAUUUGAAGUGUUGUUUGUUGAAGAUAAGCAGAGUAUGAUUAAUCUACUAAGCAUUAUAGAUAAAGCUAAUGGCUAUAGUUUUGGUAGUGAGGUUGGAGGAGAUACAAUUUGGAAUGAAGCAGUUAGACAAGGAGGAUCUGCCGGACUUCAAGACAUUGAUAUACAUGAAAGAUGGAUAGAUGAGAAGGAAAAGUAUGAUGAAGAAGAAAGAAAAGCUGCAGCUGAUGCCAUGAAUAUUGAUAAAGACGAUGAUGAUGAAAAUCAAGCAGUUGAUAUUGAAGAUGUGGAAUGGGAAGCUGCUUUGCGUGAUUGGGAAGAGGAACAUGGAGGAAGUGGUGUCAUGAAUAGAUAA